AUGGCGAAUAGCACUGCCGCCGGCGAUGGAAUCACCGGCGGCUAUACGGGCACCUCACUGGGUAUGCAAAUAACCAUCGCAACCCUCGCUGGUGUUACCUGGUAUAACGCAUUCGAGCUGGUCACCCUGGUCUUUGUCACCUUUUCGCAGUACCACGGCCUAUACUUCUGGAGUUUACUGAUCUCGUCCUCUAUCGGUCUGGUCCCUUAUUCUCUAGGUUUCUUGCUGAAGUUCUUCAACUUGACCUCCGCCACUUGGUUUUCUGUUACCUUGCUCACUAUUGGGUGGUGGUGUAUGGUUACUGGACAGUCGUUCGUGCUAUAUUCGCGUCUUCAUCUGGUUAUAUCCAAUCAACGGAUUCUACGGCGCGUCUUAGCAAUGAUUAUGAUCAACGCUGUCAUUCUACACAUCCCAACCACCGUCCUGACAUUUGGCACUAACCUGGCCGAGCCCCGUGAAAUUUACGUCCAUGGAUACAACAUUAUGGAAAAGAUUCAAAUGACCGGCUUCUGUAUUCAAGAGUUUAUCAUAUCGGGUCUCUACAUCUGGGAAACUGUGCGCAUGCUUCGACUCGACCCAGAUCGGACCAAGCGCAAGAUCCAGUGGCAGCUCAUCAUAAUCAACACGAUAAUCAUCAUCCUUGAUCUGGGCCUACUCGUCGCCGAAUUCAUGAACUACUACAUCAUGGAAACAAUGCUCAAAGGCACAGUCUACAGUAUCAAGCUUAAGCUCGAGUUCGCCGUCCUCGGUAAACUAGUCCACCUCGUCCACAACCAUGUCUGGAAACCCGAAUCCUUCUCAGGACCCCAAGACCUCCCCGACUUCGUCGAUGCAACCCGUGUCACUUCGGACGUUACCCACGCCGUGCCAACUUCCGGCCACCGCGAACGCGCACCAACAUGGAUGGACGCCGACGACAUCUCAAUCGCCAUGUUCGAACACUCACCACCAACCAACACAUCCGAUGCCUCCAGCGAUACCCAUGCCGUUCAUCCGAUAGAUUUCACCAACCCAUUCGUCAGAUAUGAGCGCCACUCCUCGAGGUUAUCUGAGAAACCACACAAACCAGGAUAA
Penicillium angulare is the source of this 1074-nucleotide messenger RNA. RefSeq lists its product as uncharacterized. The record is from RefSeq and is a predicted model, not a curated record. Bases 1 to 1074 code for a protein of 357 amino acids. NCBI's taxonomy places the organism in Eukaryota, Fungi, Ascomycota, Eurotiomycetes, Eurotiales, Aspergillaceae. The transcript has a single exon.